CCUCGUUGUUGCAGCCCCCCGUCCAGUGCACGAGAUUCUGACUCGACCGCUCCUAGUUCAGUCGAGUCGGACUUCACGGUGGGGUCCUCCUUGUCAUCACUCGGUGCCAUCUACGCCGGCCCUCAUUGGCUUCCAUUUAUCUACUUCUUUUUAUACUUCCCGCCAGCGCUGCGCGUGAUGCUUAGACGGUUACCUGGCACCUGAGUGAUCGCAGUCUCUUUUCUCUCGUUCCCGUGAUUACUCUGACCGUGGUUACUCUCGUUGGAAGCUCGCUUUGCUUCCUUCAUCGACACUGCUCAUUCUAGCGCUAGACAGAUUUUAUGGAAUAUAUACAGCUGGCCUAAUUUAUACACGUUCCAACAUGAGCUCCAACGCCGAUCACCCGGGGCCGCAGUUUCAGCCCCCUGCAACUCCAGGCGACUUCCCAAGUGAAAGCGACAAUCGCGAACCCUCUCCGGAUGCCCCCCUCGACCCGUCGUCCCUCCCCCGAGCCGUUAAAGCGAGGAGAUCGGAAUAUACUCGCCAGCGUUCGAUUCGUAUCAAAGUGGGAUCGUGGAAUGUGGCGGCCCUCCCCGGCACCGAACAGGAUGUUGGCAAUUGGUUCGCAGACCGUAAAGGGAUAAGCGAAGAGUUCUCCGAAAUACGGGUCUCAGAUAAGGAACCAGAGUCGGAAGGAAACGGCGACGAUGCUACCGACAAGGCGACCUCGCCUUCCGAGACUGAGCCCAAUGAAGUCGGACUUUAUGCACUAGGGCUGCAGGAAAUCGUCGAUGUGUCUUCACCCGCGGAAGCAUUGCGGCCCUACGUCGACCCGGCACCGGCCAGUAAAUGGAAAGCAGCGGUGCAGAAGGCUCUUCCAUCGGGCUAUCAGCUGGUGGCAGAGACCCAGCUGGUUGGGUUACUAUUGUUGAUAUACGCCUCCCCAUCUGUUGUCGAUAGUGUGUCGUCGGUUAGCUGCGCAAAUGUGGGCACGGGGUUGUUGGGAUAUAUGGGCAAUAAAGGUGGCGUGGCGGCACGCCUGUUGCUGGGAGAAACAACGGGCCUAGUGUUCGUCAACUGCCAUCUUGCGGCCGGAUCGGACAAGGGCAGCUUGGACCGACGGAACUGGGAUGCGUCUCAGAUUGUUGGGCGCGCAAAGUUUGAUGCGAUUGAUUCGGACCUCACGCUCCGGGAUGAGCCAACGGAAAGCAUCGGCAAAGAAGACUUUGCGUUCUGGUUCGGCGAUCUCAACUAUCGACUCGAGGAUAUUCCUGGCGAUGAUGUGCGCCAGGUGCUUGCCAGACACGCAGAAGACGAAAAUACCAAGGAGCAACGGUCAAAUACAUCCUCGGUGGACUCCGAUGACGAUACGGACCCUCAUUCUGACCCUGCGUCUCUCCAAACUACCAUCUCCUCUCUCCUGCCCCAUGAUCAACUUCGCUUGCAACAGGCCAAAUACAAGGCCUUCCAUGAUGGAUGGCGUGAGGGAGACAUCUCCUUCCUGCCAACAUAUAAGUAUGAUGUCGGGAGUGUCGCCAGAUUUGAUUCGAGCGAAAAGCAACGAGGUCCCAGUUGGUGUGACCGCAUUCUCUACCGGUCGCGCCAGGAUAGGGAGAGGUAUGAAAGAUUGGUCGCCGAGACCGCUGAUUCAAGAAAACGGGACGAUGAGAUGAAAGCUCGAGGUCUCGAUAAAGCGGCUGCCGAUGACAAUGUUUUAUUUGACUAUGACCCCGACGUUGAUGGGGCUGAUGAUGCCGAGGAAUAUGACCCAACUAAUGACCAGACCAGCGACGGCGCAUCGUUUCAGUCACAGUCGGAUUCUGAGGAUCCUCUGCGACUGGAGUAUUACGCAUCCCAUCAAAAGAUUCUUUCGUCUGACCACAAGCCCCUGGCUGCUGGGUUCACCUUGAGUUUUGAGUCGGUUAUUCCCCACCUGAAGGCGAAGGUACAUCAAGAGGUGGUCCGCGAAUUAGACCGAGCCGAGAAUGAAUCUAGACCGGGCCUGACAGUUGUUGUGGAUAGACACGGGGUCUAUGCAAGCAAGGAUGACUCCGACGGGGAUCCCAACGCAGUCAACUUUGGUGACAUCCCUUUCGACGUGCCGGUCAGGCGAUCUAUGACGGUUGCCAACACCAGUGGCGUUCCUGCAACCUUUACUCUUGAAAAGCCAGAAGGGGCUGACGGAUGGAUGGUGUCGUGGCUUGAAUACCAGGUCGAAAUGCCGCACCGGGAUGAUUCCGAAGAAGGGAAGUAUGUCGCGGCGGCACAGGAGUGUGUCUUGCACCCAGGAGAGCUUGCCAACGUGGAGCUUACCGCCUAUGUUCGCGACAUCGAGCUGGCACGCGCCUUGAACGAUGGAAAAACACAACUCGAAGAGAUUCUGGUACUCCGGGUCGUCAGUGGCCGUGACCAUUUCAUCUCGGCCUAUGGGAAAUGGCUUCCCACUUGCUUCGGCCGCAGCCUGGAGGACCUCACCCUGAUGCCAGAGGCGGGAGCGCGUACUAUGUCACCUGUGGGAAUCUCAGCUGCGGAACGUGGCAAGCAGAACAAGGACGUUCCUCUCUCCGCCCCUCGGGAGCUCUUUCGGCUGACUGAGGCGAUAUCAGAGUUGACAGAGCGUGCCGCCGCAGAGUGGAGCAUGACGAGGGAUGACUCCGAUGAUGAUACACCUCCAUGGCUCAGAGAGCCCCACGGGGCUGGUUGGCCCUUCGCACCGGAGACUUGGACCCUGAAGGACAAGGAUGAGCGGAUGCCUCUUCUCGCAUCUGCCCGAGAGGCAUUAGACACCAGCCAGUCAUUCAAUGAUCUGUUCGCACCGGAGGUGUCCUCGCUCCACCGCCUGGAGAUAUUGAGCGAGACUCUGAUAGUGUUCUUGGGUUCCUUGCAAGAUGGCAUCGUUACAGCCUCGGUCUGGCAAGACCUGGACCAACAGAUUCUCACGCGGGAGAAGGCCAAAGCCUCGCCGUUAACUUGGGAGGAAUCCCAGGCCUGGGUCCUAGAAAGCCUGGCAUAUUCACCCGCCCACAGUGUCUCAUUUACCUUUGUGACGUUUAUGCUCGCUCGCGUUGCCAAUGAAGUGGCACCGGCAACAUCGAUACCUUCUCGGGGCUCGUCAAACAAACCUUCCGAGGAAGAAGCGAAGUCCAACACCAAAGCAUCCGACAACACCACGCAACCUUCCACCCCAACAUCACCGUCCGCCGGAUCUUUCAUCUCAGGCGGUAGUCUCCGUCGGAGGACCCGUACGUUCACCUCAUCCAGUGUUGCUGAGCCCACGAUCAACCCUCUUGCCCUCCGCCGCCAAACCGUGGAAACCGUGCUUUCGGGGAUCUUCUCCUCGCUUCUCAUUUCUUCCGAUAUCCCCAUCCCAACGAAAGACAAAGAACGCAGAGCACUAGAAGAUCGCAAACGAAGCAUCGUCGAGCCGUUCUUAAAAGCCAUGGGGGUGGAUAACAAGGGACCCUCUGGAGGAGUUCCAUAGAGACAUUCAUGUGUACAUGCGUCCGCGUUCUUUAGACUCUUUGAAGAGAGUCGACGACCGCGAACUUUUUGGGGUUGUUUUGAUAGACUUGGGACUUUCUGUAUAUUAUGUAUUGUAUUUCGUUCUCGGUGGGAUUUGGUUAUACUCAUAUAUUUAUAUAUUGUAACAAUGUCAGUAUACACACC
Messenger RNA from Aspergillus steynii IBT 23096, 3645 nucleotides. Its product is annotated as phosphatase family protein. NCBI's taxonomy places the organism in Eukaryota, Fungi, Ascomycota, Eurotiomycetes, Eurotiales, Aspergillaceae. Gene Ontology annotation, biological process: phosphatidylinositol dephosphorylation. Bases 362 to 3460 code for a protein of 1032 amino acids. The record is from RefSeq and is a predicted model, not a curated record. The transcript is spliced from 2 exons. Gene Ontology annotation, molecular function: phosphatidylinositol-4,5-bisphosphate 5-phosphatase activity.